AUGAAGAAGCAGCAGAGGUUCUUGAAUGAGGAUGGGGAUGGCGAUGGCAAUGGCGAUGGGAGGAAACCAAAUGCCCUCCCUCCCCUGGAUGACUGGGCCAGUGAGGCUGAUGUGCAAGACUUCAGCACUGGGCAAGGAGGUGACCACCCCCACCUUUCUCACCAAGCCUUGACCCAGGACCCCCAAGAGAGGGAGGCAAGCAGCGCUGACUCGGGUACCAUCCAGAUCAAAGACAAGCUGAAGACGAAGAGGAUGUCUGAGGGCCUGUCAGCCUCAUACAGAGGCCUGACUGACUGCGAUGACCCCACGGGGGUUACCCUGAAGCCAGUAGAUUCUGGAUCAGCUUCCCAGAAGCUCCGGGUAACCUCCAAGACCAUGUCUGCCACCCAGAACAGACCUGUUUCCUCAGAGACCAGCAUGUUAAGUGAUGGAGAGCAGGCGCAUGGGGAAAAUGACACAGACUAUGAUGCCAGUGAUGAGGAUAACAUGGAGCUGAUGUCAGAGAGCAAAGGAUAUAAAAUAAGGAAACCAAGCCAAGCAUGUGUAGUGGAUCUUCAGUUUAUUUCCAAGGUCCAGACUUUGGAACCCAUUUUGCCUGCUCUCCAGCAUCGCGUUGCUCGUGACGUGAAGUCUGCCAGACGUUUGCGUGAACCUGUGUCCCCAUUGCCAAGCCUCCCACCCAGACAGGCCAAGGAGACAAGCCACCGUGUGAGGCCUCGCCUUCUGAGUGUCGAUGACUUCAAGAUCAGCAAUGAAAAGAUCCGUGUUGUCUUGUACGAGUCAGCUUGGAUGAAAAUAGACCAACAGCAAAUGAGAGAGAGGAAGAUUGUGCUUAGGGAGAGGGAGGAAGAGACAGAAAAGUCCUUGCGGCUCCCUGCACUGAACAUUGACCCCGGGGAUGCAGCCAACAAAAGCUUUGGCCCACCGCCUGUCAGUGGGACAGUUCCCGGCAUGAGCAAUACAUGCAAAGAGAGCGCUGGUACUGCCUUGAGGAAGCGGUUCAACAGGCCCUCACUUCCCAGCGUCCCUGUCAUCAACAAGGACAGCAGAGUCCCACGCAAGCCCUCAGUGAACUCACUGCCGCCCAUUGCUCUGGACUCCUCCAAGGCGGGAGAUGAGCCAGAGCGCAGGGACGCCCAGGAAGCCAAACCCGACCCUAACCCACAGCAGGCGCUGCUCAACGCGCUCACAUGGCUCAGCAGCGGUGACUGGGAGGAGAAAGUGAAGGGACUCAUCAGCAUCAGACGCCUGGCUAUCUCCCACUCAGAAGUCCUUCUUUCUACACUUCAUGAUGUUUCCUUGGUAGUUAUCAAAGAGGUGAACAAUCUCCGCUCAAAGGUGUGUUGCUGUGCAAUCAACACUCUUGGAGAGCCCUUCAGGACCAUGAAGAAGGACAUGGACAAUGAAGUGGAUGAGAUUGCUCAGGUCUUGCUGCGGAAGAUGGGGGACUCCAGCGACUUCAUUCAGAGAGCAGCCAAUCAGUCCCUGGGGCUCAUGGUGGGGAGUGUGACUCCUGCACGAGCAAUGGCUGCUCUCAUGGCCAGUGGAGUCCAACACCGCAAUGUCCUGGUGCGCAAGACUGCGGCCGAACACCUCCUGACUGCGAUGGAGCGAAUUGGAGCCAAGAAGCUCCUUUCAGGCAUACCUACCAGUACUGAGGUGCUGGUGUGCAUGCUGGUGAAUCUUGCUCUGGACUGUCAUCAGGACACAAGGUGAUGAUCUUCAUUUCACCUCCUAAAAUGUGAAAACUGUUUGAUGUCUGGCUAUAAAUGAUAAAACCACAAAAGAGUGGUGGAUGACGUCUGGGGAGAUGACUGUACUGGGUAAGAUAAGAUUGUCCAGCAAGAGGGACCAUUGACAAA
Molecule: messenger RNA, 1862 nt
Organism: Columba livia (rock pigeon)
Lineage: Eukaryota; Metazoa; Chordata; Aves; Columbiformes; Columbidae
Product: TOG array regulator of axonemal microtubules protein 2-like
Exons: 9
Coding region: 1-1716 (571 amino acids)
Biological process (GO): microtubule cytoskeleton organization
Cellular component (GO): cytoplasmic microtubule; cilium
Molecular function (GO): microtubule binding
Source: RefSeq, a predicted model, not a curated record